Messenger RNA from Amphibalanus amphitrite, 1466 nucleotides. Its product is annotated as CD209 antigen-like. The transcript has 2 exons. NCBI's taxonomy places the organism in Eukaryota, Metazoa, Arthropoda, Thecostraca, Balanomorpha, Balanidae. Bases 463 to 1410 code for a protein of 315 amino acids. The record is from RefSeq and is a predicted model, not a curated record.
ACGAGACUGUAUUUACUGAAUGCAUCAUAAGUAAGAUUAUUUUAGUAUCACGAGCUAUUUCGUGUUUCACACUAUUUCGUGAGGCUCCGCCCGGAGGGCGGAUCCACGAUACAUCUCCCUCCUUUGGCGAGACGGACGUCACGGUCCGAAGCAUCUUCCGCUGCGGGUCACUCUGGGAGAGGACGAUUUCACCUCCCCAUGACCAUCUGAAGUCGUUGUCCUGUUGUCGGCUCUGCUCCGAGUGUAAGACCGCCUUUCGUUCGGAGGUCUGGACUCUUUGGUCUGGAUGCUUCUCGGCGGAGUGAGCGCCCUUUGUGCUGGAACCUUCAGGUCACGACGCGACGGAUGAGACUGCAGCAGAGCUGGUAGGUGUGCCGGGCUCAUCGAUCUUGUUGCAGCGCGGGCUGGUGCUGGAGGCGGAGAGCGCUGGUGCUUGGGCUCUUCAUGCUCACAGAGCUUUAGAUGACAACGAUUGCGUCGCUGGCUGGAGAGGGUCGUGACCUCUCAGUGUCGGCUGGACCAGCGCCUCUGACUCCCUCCGAGGGUGACCCAACCGGGGUCAUGGCUGCCCCGCUGCCGCACAACUCUCGCUCCGGGUGGCACUCGGCAAACGACGUCUGCACUGACCACCUGCUGACGCUCAAAACCGAGGGCGAGCUCGCCAAGACGGCCGUCCUGCAGAGACUCUCCGAGCUUCAGCGUGCUAUAGGCCGUGUUGGAGACGAGCUGGGGGACCUCAGACAUGCCGUCGAGCAACUGGCUCAGUCAAUCAUCACGGCAGUGGAGAACGGGAAGGAAGAUAUCCUGACAGAGCUUGGAUACCUGAGGUCGGACUACACUCGACUGGCCCGCACACUGGAGCUCUUACAAAGCGGAACCGAUGACUCCCUGCGGGACAUCAGCUCUCGCUUGGACAUGCUCGCGAACGCGCCCCAGCCAAGACCAUCGUGUCCUGCCGGCUCUACGCAAAGACCGGAUGGACAAUGUUACACAUGUCCGGCACUUGGCGUCCUCCACACCGACAACAACUGCUACUUCUUGUCUGCCGCCCCUGACCCGCAUCGGAGGGCGGAAGAGCGCUGCAGCGAAGGAGGCCUUGGUCAUCUGGCCACUAUGACUCCAGCGAACAGGGAAUUCCUGUAUCUGCUCGUUGGCAACCAAGUCAAUAGCGACACGGCCUGGAUCGGCCUGUCUCGGCCGAUGGGUUCAGCCGAGUGGGUCUGGAACGACGGUUCGCCGUACGGACCCUUCACUGACUGGCCCAAUGGCCAGGAGCCGGCCCCGAGCCCAUUUGAUCAGUGCGUCAGUGCGCGUACAUUUCAGACAGAUAGAUGGUUCACGUCGGCAUGUACUGACCGAUACCCUUAUAUUUGUCAGGUCGCAGCCACCUCUACGGCAGCUGAACCAUGAUGAGACGCCACCCGCCACCUAGGACAUAAGAACAAAGGAACUAUUUCAAGUGACAG